Molecule: messenger RNA, 3066 nt
Organism: Fusarium verticillioides 7600
Lineage: Eukaryota; Fungi; Ascomycota; Sordariomycetes; Hypocreales; Nectriaceae
Exons: 6
Coding region: 271-1890 (539 amino acids)
Biological process (GO): regulation of DNA-templated transcription
Molecular function (GO): zinc ion binding; DNA-binding transcription factor activity, RNA polymerase II-specific
Source: RefSeq, a predicted model, not a curated record
GUCUGGACCCCAAUAUGCAUUCCAAUGCGAUGCUUGUCUUCAGCCAUCCGCAGUCAAGCUCGGUUCAGUCAAAGUUUAUGUUUGUUCUUGACUCAAGGCACCUGUCAAAAAGGGAAGAAUAGGUUGCUAUUCGCCUCUCAGUGCAUGCAGUAACGUCACGUGACGUAAACCUUCCUAUUAUGGCUCAUCUAAGCUCACCGAGGAGGAGCUGUUGACGCUACGAUCUGAUAGGACAAUAGAUGCCGUCGCCCCAUCUUUCUCAUUGUUCGAAUGACUGACGAAAGAAUAUCACAAGUGCAAGGAACAGGAUUACCAACUUACAAGUUCUUGAGAAUGGAAUCAAUGAUCCUCCAAGAAGGAAGCUUUGAGCCGUACUCUCCUGGAGUCAUCGAUCUUGAAGAGUUCCUCGACAUUGAGCGCCUCUGUGCGGGAACUUCAAAACCCUCACAGUCAGCCCAACCUCUUACACCUAUAAACGAGAUCCCUAUCCCUGCUGCCACUAGCGAACAGCAAUGUUCCGAAAAGAAGAUACCAGACGAUACACAAGGCGGCUAUAAGAAGAAUCGAUCCUUUAAUCAGCCAAGGCGUAAAGGAAUUCGUUCAACUGUCUCAGUCCCUGAAUACUCCGUCAUAUGUUUCCCCUCUAACCCCACUAAACCAGAUGGUAUCAAGAAGAAGAGAAAGGACUUUGAUGAAAAAAGGAGGCUUGAAGUUGCACGAGUCCGGAAAACUGGUGCUUGCUUCAGAUGCAAAGUUCGAAGAAUAUCUUGUGGCGUAGGAGCUCCAUGUCAAGCAUGUGAAAAAGCGGCUGGUAUUCUUGGAACUCAGUUGUGUAUCCGUGAGAAAUUGACGAAAAUGAGAUUCAGCUCAGGAGAUCUUCAUUAUAUCGAUUAUACUGCGAGGUUGCUAAACCAGGAGCUUAUCACAGGCACAACUCAUCUUGGACCACAUCGAAAAGUCUCAUUGUCCAUGGACUACCUUGACAACCCAGUUAUAGAAGUUGAAGUACAGGAUUAUUAUGGAAACACAACACCACCAUGGUUCUGUUGCUGGGUCGUGAUGGAUCAAGUCGGGGAGCAAGUCGAAUCAUACUGCCAAGAAAGUGCCCGCUAUGCCUUGCCGCAGCUUCUUCUACCCAGUCAACUGAUUGACUGGGUCGAAAGAAUUAUCGCUCAUCAGGAUACCCGCUGUAUAGGCUUCCAGCAAACCGUGGAUUCAUUCAUUUUGAGAUACAGUCAAUCGGAAGCAUCCCUGCCUAUGUACGAAUUUGUCCGUAAAGUACACAGGCUCAAUUGUCUGACAAAAAUCCGCUUGGGCCUCAUUCUUUGCAUGGAAAGGGAAGGAAAUAUGACUCCGCCAUCUUGUGCGUUGCAUACACAGUUUGGCCAGAUCUCAAAAGCGGCCUCCCAACCAAUAGAGAAAGAAGUUCUUCUUGAGCUCGAGAAAAUUGUCUUUGGCACUGCGGGUAUCGGGCCUGACAACUCAAUUGCUCUCUGGGCCAGCCUGUGGUGUCUUAUCCUGAUGUAUCGGAAACUCGUACACACGUAUAUGGCCUUCCAAGAAUUUCCUUGUCAUGUACCUGAAGAUUACAGCGGGUUUCCCGAGUGCAAGCUCGAAGUCGGGACGCAUUUUUAUCACUAUCUCGUGUCUAUCUAUGCAGCCCUGUUCCGCGUAACUAGUCCGCUCUAUGCCGACUUCCGGGUAGCUGCAACACGCAAGCUUCUCAACGAUGACGAGUCUCUUAUCAAAGCCUUCAUGAGCUUACGCACUGAAAGCUUCUAUUUUCAAAGAGAGUCCAUGUCUAUGUCAGCAUCACACGAUCAAUUGCUGCGCAGAAUGAUACUGGAUCGAGAAGCAGGACUGAAACCGAAACAACCAAAAAUAAAGUGAUUGUUCCCGUUGAUCGAGUAUUUUUGUUCAGCUGGUUAUGUGGGCUUAGUUAUAGUUAACUUCAACCCGUACAGGUGAUAUUACACUUCAGCGGUAACCCAAUCAUUAUCACAACAUUCCAAGUCAGCAAGCAACCAUAUAGGCAAGCAGUAUAGCCAAUAGCCCUUUUAAAAUCUGACUCUGUUGGUUUUGAACUUCGAAAAGUUUGAGAUGUAAACCUACUAACAGUAUGCGAAUAUUAUGAUGGGGUUUUCUGAGGCCGGCGAAAGGAUAUCAGGAUUGGGAGACAUAUAUCCUCCCGUACUAUUGACCUUUGCCCACCCCAUUUUCCAUAGUUGAGCCAGCGCAAUGACGAGCUCCCCCCUUCUGGCAAUCGCUUUGACUAACUAAACCUUAGACUUGGAGGUCUCAUGGUCUGUCGCUCCUAAGGAGGCUCUAAAGAAAUCCUAAAAAACGUAGGUUUUAGACCUUAUCAUUCUCAGUUAGCUAUUUUCGGGCCAUCCUGGAGAUGUAACCUCAUUAUAAUGCACCUUUCCCUAUGACCCUCCGAACAGGAAACGCAUGAGCACCACGAACUCCAGUCACGGCCAGAGAUCGGAAUAGAGACAGCGGUAUUGUGUUCGAGGGCUGGAACUCGCAGCAUCAGACUUCUAAGCAUCCCGUCAUGCCUGACAGGAAGAUCAAUGAUACGUAUAUCGAAGCCGGGACAUUUGCUUACACUCUCCCCUCGCCAAAGAACAAAUCACCCAGGGCAUUGCCACUUAAAAGCCUGAACAACGCAUCGGGGUGACGGUGUAAUACGGACUGACCUUCAACGACGAAACCGGGCCUAUGCUCUGAGCUCGGAGGGGCUUCCUCUGCGAAGGAAUACCCACAGACUCUUUCAAGAUCUUCGAUGGGAUGACAAAACUUAGUAUGAGAACGGAAGAGAUUCGAAACUACGAUGAUCACGAGAGAGAACGCAUCAAUAAGUUCAACAAAGAGUAUGUGAUAGCCAACCCACGUCGGGCCACCAAGAAAUGGCCACGAGAACGAUCUCACCCGCAGCCUCCCAUCGAAAUAGAAAACAGUGCACUUCUGAGUGAAAGGUCAAAGUUGCCAAGGAAGUCGAGGCCAGUCCCCCAGCGAACGGCCAAGUCUUCUCAUAAGAAGUGGACAAACUUUCGAAGAGAAGGA